GGAACAAAAGAGAAUAAAAAAAAAGUCCAAAGAUCAGAAGCCGGAGAGUGAGGGAGGGAGAGAAACCGGCAGUUAGCGGCGCUCACUUACUGGGAGGACACAGGCAGCCGGCGUGGAUAGGGGUCGGCGAGGCGGCAAUACUCUCCUACAGAAGCAGCCUGCACUUCUCUGCCAUGCACCAGCGAUUGGGACCACUGCCAGCUUACAGUACUGCCCUCCUGCCAAGAGCCAGGCUUCAGGGAUAUUAGCGGCAGCUAACUGCCACCUGGAGAGAAAGCGGGAGCUGGCAGUUUGUAUGAGGAACUGAAAAUCGCUGAUGCCGGCAGGUUUUGAAUGGACUAAACAUGAAGAGUCUGAAAGCAAAGUUCAGGAAAAGUGACACUAACGAGUGGAGCAAGUAUGACGACCGCUUGCUUCAAGCCGUGGAUCAUGGAGAUGUCGACAAAUUAUCGUCGCUGUUGGGGAAGAAAGGGGUGGUGGCCACGAAGAUGGACAGCGAGGGGAAAACUGCGGGCAAAUGCAUGCGCAGUUGAACAAAAUAGCCGACUUUCACCGCAAGACGGAAAGAGGAAGCCGGACGAGGAUCACUCCGUGGUGCUCACUGGUAUAACCCCAGGCCAGGGCAGUUUUCCGCUGAUAGGAGCACCGGCCAGGGGUUUCAGCUUUCAUCUUGCUGCUGCAAAGGGAAAUGUGGACUGUCUAAGGGUGAUGCUGACACACGGCAUUGAUGUCUCGGCACAGGAUAUAUCAGGGCACAGUGCAUUACAUUUGGCAGUGAGAAAUAACCACAUAGAAUGUGUUAAAAGACUUCUUCAGUCUAAAUGCCCAGUCGACUCCACGGACAAUGCAGGAAAAUCUCCCAUGCACUAUGCAGCUUCAAAUGGCUGUGUUGCCUCGGUGCAAAUUCUCUGUGAUCAAAAAUGUCCAACAAAUAUUAAAGAUUUGGAAGGAAAUACCCCACUUUUAGUCGCAGUUCUGCAUGGCCACAUUGAAGUGUGCAAGUAUCUCUUGGACCAUAGGGCGGACGUUAAUGUUAAAGAUGCCAAUGGAAGGACACCUUUAAUGUUGGCUUGUGAAUCCAGUAACUUUAACAUGGUGGAUAUGUUCGUGCGCAACGGGGCUGAUCUCAGGCUCACGGAUUCCUUGGGGCAUGACGCUCUUCAUUUUUCCAGAUUGUCAGGAAAUUCGCAGAUCAUCAAUCUCCUUGUAUCCAAAAUGAGCCAAGAGCCUGGAAUAGUGUCUCCAACCAAGCCUGUCCAGCAUGAUCAAGUCACUAAAUUAAGUACAGAGAGAAGUGGGACUCCCAAAAAGCGCAAAGCUCCACCUCCUCCUAUCACACCGUUACAGCAGAGUGACGUGUCUUCUCCCCGGUCUUCAAUAUCUACACCAAUGUCUGCACAAGGGCAGGUUUUCUUUCCUGAUCAAGGCGGCAAGGAUGAGAUUACAUCCAGCCGUCGGGAGUAUAGAGACAGACUGAGUGACAGCAUAGGAGCUGACAGCCUAUUGGAUGAAAGUUCCGAAGCUGAACACCAGGAAGCCAUUGCAUUGCUGCAAGCAAAGAUUGUUUCACUCACAUCCCAGAACAAGGAAUUACAAGAAAAGUUACAGGCAAAGCUGAACAGUGACAUUAGCUGUGAUUCAUACCAUUCUACACAGACCGAUUUAAACCUAUCCAACGUAAGCACUCAAGAAUCAACAUCACCCACAAUUAUUUCCGAGAACACAGAUAUUUCAUUUGAAUCCCAGCCCGAAGCCUCUAUCAGUGAACACAAACUAAGACAACUUGAGAAAACGAUUGACGACAUGCAACUUAAGUUAAACGAGUCUGAAGCAGAAAGAGAAAAGUUAGAAGCUCAGAUUCAGUCUACGUCGUCAAGGCUUCAGCAGUCGAUUAACGAGGAGUCUGUAGAGGAUGGUUCAGAUCUGGAGGUCCAGCCUUAUGGAGCAGAAGAUGAGAGACAGGAUAAAAAACAGAAGGCCAGUUUGCAACGAAUGUCGAAUGUUGAACAGGAAGAGCCUAAAGGCAUGUCGGAAGAGUCUCAUCAGAAAACAAUGUUGAUGCUUGAAGAGUUGGAGACAUUAAGGAGAAAUUACAAAAAUAUUCUAUCAGAAAGCGAUAGAAAGGACAAUGAGAUGAAGGAAUUACAAUAUCAAGUUGACUUAAUGACAGCCAACAUGGCCAACAUGGUGACACUGGAAAAAUUGGAGGAGGUGGAAAAAUCUUACAUCUCCCUUAAGGAACAGGUCAACCAAGAGAAAACCCAACUAAGAGAUACAUAUGAAAAGGAACUGAAAGGUAUGAAGAAACUUCAGAAAGAAUUAGAAAGUCGAAUGGAGAAGGCAUCGUCUGAUGAAGAUAAGCAGGACAAGGAAGCCGUGAUUAACACAAUAGAGGAACUGAAUAAGCAAGUGAGUGAAUUGACUUUGGCUUACAGGGAAGCCCAAGCUGAACUUGGAAAAGCAAGAGAGAAUGCACAGGAAGUCUCGUGUGACUUCAUUCAGAAAGAGGAGCAUGUGAAACUUCUGCAAGAGGUCAUAGAUGGCAAACAGCAAGUUGAAAAUGAUUUGGCUAGUAUGGCUUCCCAGCAUGCAAAAGCAUUGGAAGAAGCAUGUGAACUGAAGCAACGGUUACAGGAAGAACUGAGGGAUUCACCAGUAGUUGCAGAGUACAUGCAGGUCAUUGCAACUUUGAGAGACAACAUCUGUAGUCUAGAAGCUGAAAGAGAGGAGUUGAGAGUGGGCCUUUCUUCCCAAGAAUCUAAGCUCAGGGCUUUAGAGGAAGAUGUGCUGCAUGAGAAGACUGUGGUCCAAGAAACAAUGGUCACAAGGAAAGUUUUUGAAGAACUGCAGGCAUCUCUGGAGGAGGAAAUUGGCGCUCUCUCUUCUGAAAUACGAAACUUGCUGAAGGAGAAAGAAAAGCUGUCUAAUGAGAGUGCCCAAGUGAAACUGGAACUCACACAGGUCAAAGGAGACAAAGAUCUGAUUCUGUCACAACUAAACACCAGGGAACUUGAAAUCGAUGAUUAUCGCAUCAGGCAUGAGAAAGCACAGGAAGAUUUGCUGGAGCUGAAGAGAUUCUCCGAAAAUACUUCCAAGAUAGAAGAAGACAAAGACAAAAAGAUAAAUGAGCUCUCCAAGGAAGUGAGCAAACUGAAGGAAGCCUUGAACAGCCUCUCGCAACUGUCCUUAUCAACAAGCACACCCAAGAGACAGAGCCAGCAACUGGAAGCCCUGCAGCAACAAGUGAAACAGCUGCAGAGCCAGCUCAUAGAGACCAAGAAACAGCAUCAGGAGAUUGUAUCUGUUUACAGGAUGCAUCUACUUUAUGCCGUGCAGGGGCAGAUGGAUGAAGACGUGCAGAAAGUCCUUAAGCAGAUCCUGAUGAUGUGUAAAAGUCAGCCGCAGAAAAUGUGAUCGGUGUCUCACUGGGACAGACAGACACCUACUUCAGCACUGCCUCUUAGUAUUAAACUAGAUUGUCCUUCCAGGAAACGUCAAAUUAUGCUGGAUAUCAAAACUUUUGAGUUCUUCUGUAUCAGAAAACUGUGUAUUUUUAUAUAUUUUUUUUUUAAUAAGAAACCCUAGUUUCCAGUGAGAAUUGUACACGGGAGCCCAUAUACGGUCCCCAAUGCUGACUUAACAGUAAUGUCUUCACGUAGGAACAUGGAGAAACGCUGCUUGAACCCUAUCGUUAGUUAGCGUCACAUGAAAUGCUAUUAAUGCAUUACGUAGCCUGUAGCCCAUGGCUCAGUUUUCAGAAGCAACGCUAGUUAUGGAGUAGCUGUUUAGUACCUUGAAUUACAAUUAAUCCUAAAUGUUAGCUUUUUAUAAUUUUAUUUUUCAGAAUUGUGUCUUAUUAUUGUAAAUUUAGCCUUAUUUCGUUUUGGGUAAAAAAAAAAAACAAAUAGUGACAUCCACACGGAUUUCCAAAUAUACUAUUGCCUUAAUAUAUUCCAUAAAGGUCCUCCGUAUUUGUGAUGAU
Messenger RNA from Xenopus laevis (African clawed frog), 3982 nucleotides. It is a transcript of the gene rai14.L, whose product is annotated as retinoic acid induced 14 L homeolog. Lineage: Eukaryota; Metazoa; Chordata; Amphibia; Anura; Pipidae. Gene Ontology annotation, molecular function: actin binding. The record is from RefSeq and is a predicted model, not a curated record. The transcript is spliced from 19 exons. Bases 400 to 3414 code for a protein of 1004 amino acids.